This is a messenger RNA of Strongylus vulgaris, 345 nucleotides long. NCBI's taxonomy places the organism in Eukaryota, Metazoa, Nematoda, Chromadorea, Rhabditida, Strongylidae. The record is from the annotation of a GenBank genome assembly.
AUGUUCCCUCUGAAAACGAAAGCUAAAGAGAUAUUAUGCAGGGGAAACUUCAAAGCAAUUAUAAUCUCUGGCGGACCCAAUUCUGUCUAUGCUGAAGGAGCCCCACAGAUUGAUGAAGAAAUAUUCAAAUGUGGUUUGCCCGUUCUGGGAAUAUGUUACGGAUUCCAUUUGUUAAACAAGUGGCAUGGUGGUACUGUUGCAAAAGAACAUAUCAGAGAAGAUGGGCAAUGUACAGUUCGAUUAGAUACUACAUGUGAUCUCUUUCAUGAACUCAGUGAAAAUGAGCAGGUACUUUUGACGCAUGGAGAUUCCGUAACAGAGGCAACCGUGGCUCCAGGCUUCAAA